This is a messenger RNA of Galendromus occidentalis (western predatory mite), 1611 nucleotides long. RefSeq names its product Rabaptin-5-associated exchange factor for Rab5 (gene Rabex-5). Gene Ontology annotation, molecular function: zinc ion binding; DNA binding; small GTPase binding. Gene Ontology annotation, biological process: vesicle-mediated transport. The record is from RefSeq and is a predicted model, not a curated record. NCBI's taxonomy places the organism in Eukaryota, Metazoa, Arthropoda, Arachnida, Mesostigmata, Phytoseiidae. Gene Ontology annotation, cellular component: cytosol; endocytic vesicle. The transcript is spliced from 9 exons. The coding region runs from base 1 to 1611 and encodes 536 amino acids.
AUGACGUCUCGCCGGGGUACUCUGCUACAUGUUGAAGACAGAGACGUUUACUGCCGAAAUGGCUGCCAGUUCUACGGAAACCCCGAAUGGGAGGGUUAUUGCUCAAAAUGUUACAAGGAAAUUCGUGCGAAAAAACAGCUGAAACACAGUCAGAGCGAGACUCGAGCCCCGACCGACUUUCUUAAGUUCGAAGAGAAGAAAUCGCGUCAGAAAAGUAACAAAACUCUCAAGAAUCUCAUCAAACGUGCCAACACAAUCAAAGAAAACGCCACUUUCCUGAACGCUUCGUCAGGACCGGUUCUGCGGGACAAAAAAGCAUCGGAUAGCCUGGCGCUGUUGAGUGACGAUCUCCACAAGAGACUCGGUUUCAAACAGGAGUUAUGUCACGAAUUCGUGAAAGUCCUCAACAACACCUUAGAGAAGAUGGAGGUGUUCUUCAAAAAGAAUGAGUCGAUGGAAUCGAUGUCAGACAUGGUUCAGGACGCAUAUCAGCUGAUCUACGACAAAGCGAUCCAGGUCACUGAGUCGAUUUCAGCCACCGAAGCGGUCGAACUCUGUGAGGAUUUCCUCAUUUCGCACACCUACGACGUCCUUUUUGGAGUCUUGUCGUCGGAAGAAGAAACACGCGACCUUGGGGUCCUUCAACGAAUCAGAUCUUUGCACUGGGUUCGAGCUCAUCAUCUUGACGUUGAAAUCGAUGAUAUACAUCCGACCGUGAAAGAGUUCAUGGACGAAGCUAGCACCCAAUUGAUCUUCAUAGACUCGAAACGUUCGCCGAGGGAGAAACUCUACUGUGUGAUCGAAGCUGCCAGAAAUAUUUUCAAGAUGCUCCAGGCAGCUCCGCAAAGUAAAAGCCAAGGAGGAGCCGACGACUUCCUUCCCGCCAUGAUAUACGUGGUGCUCCGAGCGAACCCACCGAGACUCCACACAAAUAUCAAACUCGUGACUCUCUUCAGCGCUCAGAGCAGACUUCGCAGCGGCGAGAGCGGUUACAUGUUCACCAAUCUCUGCGGUGCUGUGAACUUCAUCGAGAACUUGACGGCGGCUCAACUGCAGAUGCCACCGGAGGAGUUCGAGUCCUACGUAUCCGGCAAAGCCGUUCCAACCGAAGACACUCUUACCGAAGGUGCCAGGAUGAUGUACCACAACAUGGCGGCUUUGAAGGAGCUUAAUCUAAGACAGAAUCGACUAGCCGACGCAACUCAACAGCUCAAAAUCACGCUCGAAAGCCUUCAGAAGGACAUAGGGGACCAGGUCGACGGAGCUCUCAAACGUUCCCAGAAGGCGGCCAGUCACCACGAAUAUAUCGUGUCCGCGGAUGUUGACAUUCGUUGCGUGCCUCAAUUCAUGCGGAAGAAGAUCACGAGGAUUGAGGGGCUUCCACCGAUUCCCGUGCAACCAGAUUUGCUCUCACCAGACAACGCUGAAUUGCCAUCACCGCUCAUUCCCGAAGUGCUACAUGACGAACCGGCGCUCCGUAUCGAACCGAAGAGUGCGGAGGGAAGCGACGCUCCGAUCGCAGAGGCAGACCUGGCCGUUACGGCUGGAGCAACCGAGUUGGAAGCAGGCGCGGAGGAGAAAACGUCUCUCCUUCAACCCAUGAAUUCGUGA